AGAGCUCAAAGGCAGCCAACGUCUUCUUCCACUUUCCAAAGACAACAACAACAACAACGACAACAAUGAUGAGCAAAGUGGUCCUCAGUGCUCUGGUGGUCCUCCUGGUCUCUGUGGCCCUCAGUGAAGGAAUGACUCUGAGAAGCUUGGGAGUGGAGCUGCACUGCCGCUGCAUCCAGACCGAGAGCAAACCCAUCGGCCGGCACAUCGAGAAGGUGGAGCUGAUCCCCGCCAACUCUCACUGCCAGGACACCGAGAUCAUUGCCACACUGAAAAACGGCGGUCAGGAGGUGUGCCUGGACCCCCAUGCCCCCUGGGUGAAGAGGGUCAUCAAGAGGAUCCUGGACAACAAAAGACGCUGAGCAAUAUAGAAAAGCUAGAUUUUCUGUCCUUUUUUUUCUUUUUUUUUUUUUACGGAAACUUGAAGAAGGAGCGGAGAAGUGAUGGAGGACUGCUCAGCACUUUUUAACACGUGCACAAACUUACUUGAAGAAGUGUUAAAGUUGUCAACAUACAUGAUGUUUGUAUCAAACACUUUGUUCUAACUUAUGUUGGACAUAUUUCUACUCUAUUUAUCUAUCUUUUUCAUGGUUUACUCUAUUUAUGUUAUUAAUGGUCUACUCUAUUUAUGUUUAUUAAUGGUCUACUCUAUUGAUCAAGGCCUAUUGUUGUCUUACGUCUGACAUAUUUAAUGGUGUUCUGUAUUUAUCAAUGCCUAUUUAUAAAUGUUUAUUUAUGAAGAAGCCGUCUUGAUGUGUUCUGUGUAACUUCCCCUCCAUGUCU
This is a messenger RNA of Entelurus aequoreus (snake pipefish), 783 nucleotides long. It is a transcript of the gene cxcl8a, whose product is annotated as chemokine (C-X-C motif) ligand 8a. Gene Ontology annotation, cellular component: extracellular region. The transcript is spliced from 4 exons. Gene Ontology annotation, molecular function: CXCR chemokine receptor binding; chemokine activity. Bases 66 to 362 code for a protein of 98 amino acids. Gene Ontology annotation, biological process: neutrophil chemotaxis; antimicrobial humoral immune response mediated by antimicrobial peptide; cellular response to lipopolysaccharide. Lineage: Eukaryota; Metazoa; Chordata; Actinopteri; Syngnathiformes; Syngnathidae. The record is from RefSeq and is a predicted model, not a curated record.